Messenger RNA from Oncorhynchus masou masou (cherry salmon), 7396 nucleotides. Its product is annotated as mitogen-activated protein kinase kinase kinase kinase 4-like. The transcript has 31 exons. Lineage: Eukaryota; Metazoa; Chordata; Actinopteri; Salmoniformes; Salmonidae. The record is from RefSeq and is a predicted model, not a curated record. The coding region runs from base 274 to 4317 and encodes 1347 amino acids. Gene Ontology annotation, molecular function: protein kinase activity; ATP binding. Gene Ontology annotation, biological process: protein phosphorylation.
AUAAAGCUCUUAAAUUGAAUUGAGAGCGAGAGAGGGGCAGGGCGGAGAAUUGAGAGGAGCAAGCUCACUGCCAACUGUGGUAGCGCAAUAUGGAGUAAUCGCGUCCGUUCGACAACGACGGGAGUAGUUUACAAAGAAAAACCCGCGUUGGAUCGACAUUACAUUAGCAAGGAAUAAGAUAACAAUUUCAAUUAUGAGAUUACGGCAUUGCAUAUAGACAAUUGACUUGCAGAGACUAAAAUAGACGUUGCAAUUUCUAUGUAUUAUUGAAAAAUGGCGAACGAGUCUCCAGCUAAAAGUCUAGUGGACAUAGACCUUGCCUCUUUGCGGGACCCAGCUGGCAUUUUCGAACUGGUGGAAGUGGUCGGCAAUGGUACCUAUGGACAAGUAUACAAGGGCCGACAUGUCAAGACAGGACAACUGGCGGCCAUCAAGGUCAUGGACGUCACAGAGGAUGAAGAGGAGGAGAUUAAAUUGGAGAUUAAUAUGCUGAAGAAGUACUCCCACCACAGAAACAUAGCCACCUACUACGGAGCCUUCAUCAAGAAGAGCCCCCCAGGACACGACGACCAGCUAUGGCUGGUGAUGGAGUUCUGUGGCGCAGGCUCCAUCACAGACCUUGUGAAGAACACCAAGGGCAACACACUGAAGGAGGACUGGAUCGCCUACAUCUCUCGUGAGAUCCUCAGGGGGUUGGCUCACCUGCAUGCCCACCAUGUGAUCCACCGUGACAUCAAGGGCCAGAACGUGCUGCUGACUGAGAACGCAGAGGUCAAACUAGUGGACUUCGGUGUGAGCGCCCAGCUGGACCGGACCGUGGGUAGGAGGAACACCUUCAUUGGUACGCCCUAUUGGAUGGCGCCCGAGGUCAUCGCCUGCGACGAGAACCCAGACGCCACCUAUGACUACAGAAGUGACUUGUGGUCCACUGGAAUCACAGCUAUAGAGAUGGCUGAGGGAGCUCCUCCGCUGUGCGAUAUGCAUCCAAUGAGAGCUCUCUUCCUCAUCCCCAGAAACCCUCCUCCUCGACUCAAGUCAAAGAAAUGGUCUAAGAAGUUUUGCAGCUUCAUCGAGGGCUCCCUGGUGAAGAACUACACUCAGCGCCCCCCCACCGACCAGCUGCUGAAACACCCCUUUAUCAGAGACCAGCCCAACGAGAGGCAGGUCCGCAUCCAGCUCAAAGACCACAUUGACCGCACCAAGAAGAAGAGGGGGGAGAAGGAUGAGACCGAGUAUGAGUACAGCGGGAGUGAGGAAGAGGAGGAGGAAGCUCAGGAGCAGGAGGGGGAGCCCAGCUCCAUAGUGAACCAACCAGGGGAGUCAACCCUGCGUAGGGAUUUCAUCCGUCUGCAGCAAGAGAACAAGGAGCGCUCAGAGGCCCUGCGCAGACAGCAGCUCUUGCAGGAGCAGCAGCUCCGGGAGCAGGAGGAGUACAAGCGCCAACUACUGGCAGAGAGGCAGAAACGCAUCGAGCAGCAGAAGGAGCAGAGGAGGAGGCUGGAGGAGCAACAACGUCGUGAGCGGGAGAUGAGGAGGCAGCAGGAGCGCGAGCAGCGUCGCCGGGAGCAGGAUGACAAGAGGCGCAUGGAAGAGGUUGAACGCCGGCGUAAAGAGGAGGAGGAGCGCAGGAGAGCUGAGGAGGAGAAAAGGAGGGCUGACCGGGAGCAGGAGUACAUCCGUCGCCAGCUGGAGGAGGAGCAGAGGCACCUGGAGAUCCUGCAGCAGCAGCUGCUGCAUGAACAGGCCAUGCUACUGGUGAGACCGAACUCUGCUGAUGAGAGGUACCGUAAGAACAUCCAAGGUUCUCCUCAGGCCGCCCAGGUUAAGGUUCAGCCCCCGGUUCCUCCCCGCGCCGCCGAGACCAUCGCCAAUGGAAACACCCCCAUUGCUGUCCAGCCUGCAAUGCAAAGGCCCAUGGAACCCCAGGUCCAGUGGUCCCACCUGGCCGCUCCCCCCGUCGUCUCACGCUCCCAUUCCUUCAGUGAGCCCAUCGUCCCUAGCUUUGCACACCUCAACCUGUGCUCUCAGGAGCAACACCAUCACCCUGCACCAUCAUCACCCGCACGCACUGACCCGCAGUCCUACCCCCAGCCCAAGGCCCUGCCCCUUGACAAGGCCCCCACAGACGACACCCCUCCCAGGGUUCCUGUGAGGACAACGUCCAGGUCUCCAGUACUGUCACGCAGGGACUCUCCUCUACAUGGCAACUCCAAUGCCACGCCUAACAACCCGGCGGGCCAGAGGAACGCCUGCAGUGCUGCAGCAGAGCCGCGUCUGCUGUGGGAGCGGGUGGAGAAACUGGUUCCCAGGCCAACGAGUGGCAGUGGUAGUACUUGUAGCUCCUCCGGCUCCAGUAACUCCAGCUCCCAGCCCAGCUCUCACAGUGGCUCAGGGGAGAGGUUCAGAGCCCGCUCCUCAUCAAAGUCUGAGGGUUCUCCCCUCCAGCAUCCAGAGCAUGCUGGGAAAAAACCUGAGGAGAGGAAGGAGUCUGUCAGAACUAACCGACUGGCGGACCUGACCGCGCUGGCCAAAGAGCUGCGUGUGGUGGAGGACGUGCAACGCCCCCACAAGGUGACAGACUACUCGUCAUCUAGUGAGGAGUCGGGGACCACGGAUGAGGAUGAGGAUGAUGAAGAGGUAGACCAGGAGGGAGGAGAGGAGUCUACCUCAGGACCAGAGGAUUCUCACGCUGUCUCCUCCAGACUAAGCAACGGAGAGAUGGAAUCGGUGAAGACCUUGAUCGUUCACGUCGAGGGCGAGAGUGAUUCUAAAACCACACCAUGUAAAGAUGACACUCUGAUCGUCAGACCGAGUACAGGUGACAACAAAAAGCGACCUGCCCCCAGCCCUGGUCAUGGCCCUGUCCCUGGGUUUAACACCAGCCCCGGGCUGAUUCACCCUGGUCUCCAAGGCCACCCUGGUCUCCAAGGCCACCCUGGUCUCCAAGGCCACCAGGAGAAAAAUGGCUUUGUGGGCCGCAUUCACCUCCUGCCUGACCUGAUCCAGCAGAGCCACCACUCCUCCUCUGCCUCCUCCUCUCCCUCCUCCUCCAGCAUGGCGAGCCCCACCAUGUCCAUGUCCCCCCAGAGCCCCCUGGACAAGCUCAGCAUACUCCUGGAGAGUCAUUCUGUCAGCAACACAAUGCAGAAACACAAGUCCUCCUCCUCCUUCACUCCUUUUAUCGAUCCACGCCUCCUCCAGGUCUCUACAUCCGGCGCAGCUCUCAACAACCUGGCUUUUGGGAACGACGCCAGGCUGGCGGAGGCACUGAGGGCGGACCCGUCACGUAAAGGCUCCGUGGUCAAUGUGAACCCUGUCAACACACGGCCGCAGAGUGACACCCCAGAGAUCCGCAAGUACAAGAAGAGGUUCAACUCUGAGAUCCUGUGUGCUGCGCUAUGGGGAGUGAACCUGCUGGUGGGGACAGAGAGUGGUCUGAUGCUGCUGGAUCGUAGCGGUCAGGGGAAGGUGUAUCCCCUCAUCAGCCGACGCCGCUUCCAACAAAUGGAUGUCCUAGAGGGACUCAACGUCCUGGUUACUAUAUCAGGCAAGAAGAACAAGUUGCGUGUGUACUAUCUGUCCUGGUUGAGGAACAAGAUCCUGCACAACGACCCUGAGGUGGAGAAGAAGCAGGGCUGGGUCACUGUGGGUGACCUGGAGGGUGCUGUUCACUACAAAGUUGUGAAAUACGAGAGGAUCAAGUUUUUGGUUUUGGCCCUGAAGAACUCGGUGGAGGUCUAUGCAUGGGCACCGAAACCCUACCACAAGUUCAUGGCUUUCAAGUCGUUUGGUGACCUGGUGCACAAGCCCCUGCUGGUUGACCUGACGGUGGAGGAGGGUCAGAGGUUAAAGGUAAUCUAUGGCUCCAGUAACGGAUUUCAUGCUGUGGACGUGGACUCAGGGGCCGUCUACGACAUCUACCUGCCCACCCAUAUCCAGACCAGUAUCCAGUCCCAUGCCAUCAUCAUCCUGCCCAACACGGAUGGCAUUGAGCUGCUGGUGUGUUACGAGGACGAGGGUGUCUAUGUCAACACCUACGGACGCAUCACCAAGGACGUGGUGCUGCAGUGGGGCGAGAUGCCCACUUCUGUGGCCUAUAUCCGUUCUAACCAGAUAAUGGGCUGGGGGGAGAAAGCCAUAGAGAUCAGAUCUGUGGAGACUGGACAUCUCGACGGAGUCUUCAUGCACAAGAGAGCCCAGAGACUCAAGUUCCUGUGUGAGAGGAACGACAAGGUGUUCUUUGCCUCUGUGCGAUCCGGAGGAGCCAGCCAGGUGUACUUUAUGACCCUGGGGCGCACCUCUCUGCUCAGCUGGUAGAGAGACUACACCCCCUCUACACUGGAAACCAACCAACCACGUUUUACCCGACGUUCAACGAUGCCAUCGGUCAAAAGCCAACCACCUCUGACAUAAUCAUGACCUUCGACCCGGGGCAUCGUGCUAUAUUGAGGAUACACAACAUCUUGUUUUUUUUUCUCACCUUUAUUUAACCAGGUAGGCAAGUUGAGAACAAGUUCUCAUUUACAAUUGCGACCUGGCAGAUGACGUCGCCCCAGCCGUGAAUACCAGAUAUGAGAAUUGUAAAAAAAAAAAAAAAAAAAAAAAAAAAUGAAGUCAAUUGAUUAUAAAUCAAAUAAAAAAAAUGUGAAGAAAGGGGGUGAACAGUUUGUCCCACUUUGGUGCUCAACAGGUUGUGGACACACGUCUGUGCGGGGCCGUUGCCCUGAAGGCAUGUGUGUGCGUGCGUGUGCGUGCGUGUGUGUGUGUCGUUCCUAGUUCCCGACUGUGGUAUGGGCUUGAAGUCUACUACUAACUACCUUGUGCAUCUUCUGCUCGUACUUCAGGAGUCCCCCUCCCCUUCCUUUCCUUAGCGAAGGAGGGGCAGGUGGCGGAGCAUACAGUGUUAAUGCUACAGUAGUGUAUGUCAAUGUCUUUCUGUUUGGUCCAAUGAUUGCUGACUGCGGGGGGGGGGGGGGGGUUGAAGCUGUCAGUCGGGGAGGAGGUGGGAAUAAAGAAGCUGUGCAAGGGAGCCAAUUGGUUCUAGGCUCAAUGCUGUCAUGACACAGUGUGUGGGAUGGGCCUAUGCAUUUUACCGUAGGUCUGUUAUCUGAGAGGGCUGGAGUGUGUUGAUAGUUAGGACAGCUACUGUAUUUUAAUGUGUAAGUUCAUGUAAAAACAUUUGAACCAGAUGGACUUUGAAAUAGUGUUUUUUAUUUUAUUAUGAUUCCCUAAAAAAAAGUAAGUAUUUGGAGUUAAUAUUUAUUUGACCUUGGUUUUAAAAAUCACAAUGCACAUAGCCUCCAGUUUUUUUUGCUUUUAUUUCAACCCACAACACAUUCAAAUGCUUUGAGUCAGAGAGUGGGUGGGUAAAACAUUUAAAUAGUAUCUAUGUAUAAUAAAUAUGAAUUUAAUAUCAUUCAUAGUUUCAAUUGUCAUGUUAGUGGAAUCCUCAGUCCAACAUGACGCUGUGAUCCGGCUUGUACCAUCAGAGUCCAGGAUGGAGGACAUGGUCCUGAUGUGAAUAGACAGAUAUAAUAAAAGAGAGUGGAGGAGAAGGUUCAGGUCAUAUACAGUAUGUGUGUGGUAGUAAAGGGGCCAAUAGAUGAGAGAGGAGGGGUGUCAAUGUAAGUUUUUGUAGCAGAAAGGUUACACAUGGUCAGCAAACCUCAAUGGACUCAUAGACUGUGGAUGGAAAUAAUGGUGGUGUUUUAUUGUUGUUUUUCAUUAGUAUCUUUUUAUGAAUGCAAUGCACUAAGUGUCAAGAAUGUAGAAAGAAAUAUACUGUGUGGUGGUCAAAGGCAUGAGAAUUUUAUUUUUGUUCCUUGUCACAAGUGAUCAAUUUCAAGUUGACACAAGUGAAUAUUAAACAAUGGAGGCUCUAAGGAAGAUGUCGGUUUUUAGGGCAAUUCUGAAUCGUUUCUGAGACUAGGUUGUGACUCCUUUCACAAACUCAAUGUUUUAAAGUGAAUCGGGGCUUAAGCGUUAACAGCUCUGAGUUGAGAAGUUGCUAGGCUACAGUAGUUUCCUGUUGGGCCAGUUUGCUCACAGUAAUUAAUCAACCUGAUGCGCUAACAGGGCUUUAGACCUCAGUGUUUAACUCUAAAAAACAUUGUCAGGCUCAAUAAAGAAGUCUUGAGCUCUACUUCUUGUCCUUCUCGUGUGAUGUGUCAGCUUGUUAAUGGAAGGCAAAUCAAAAGAACUGUUUCAAAUCAGAGCAGAGCAGAGCAUGGGUGACAUCUGUGAUUCUACAGCUCUCUGAAGGUGUUCACCACAGAAACCCACUUUGGGAAGAUUCUUUUUUGUUGUUGUUCACUGUUAAAGGGUAUAGUCUGUACAUCUGAAGACUAUUCAAUACACUGCAAUAUUCCCUGCCACGGCUCUCUCACGACAGGGUAUGUGACCUGCCUAAACCAUGGUGACAAACAACAUGAAGAUUAUUUUCCUGAGUAGGAUUACCCUACUUUUCCCAAGGAACACAACUGUGGUUUAAUGGUGAUGAUGGAUAAAAGCUAUUUCACCCAAGGGGACAGAUUCUCUACCCUAACUUGUGUGUCAGACUCCAUAGUGGGUCAAUCACUCUCUGAGUUGAGUCUUUCUCCUACUAACAGUCAUGCCAUUCAUUGUGUGCAGAGCUGUGGGAAAGGCACUGCAAAUUAUACAUCACAGAAUUGUUUCACUUGUCAAUUGUUUUUUACAUCAAGGCCUUCAUGAGUGGCAAAAGUGAGUUUAUUAAGGUUAUGGUUAUUGAUAUUCUAUUAAUGGAAAGACGGACAACAAUUUCUUCGCAAUCUGAAAAGCAGUCACUUGCUGAUUUUAUGUUUUAUAAAAGUGCCAAUAUGGCAACAUUAAAAGUGUAAAAAGAAUGACGAAACCACUAUGUUGAUAAAUAUACUUUUUUAAGAUCUCACUUGAAGCAUUAAGUUUUAGACUUAGUUAAGAAGCUUAACAAUAGUUUAUGUACUUUGCAGUGGUUGAAUAUUAUAACGCUCAUGUUAGGUUGAGAAAAUGGCAAUGUUUACAGAGGCAAUGUUUUGUUACACUAAUGUGUAUCAUGAUAUUAGUUUUUUUUGCUUGUUUUAUAUUGAACAUGAUUUAUCAAUAAUCCUAAAUUAUGCCUUUUUUUUGUUUUUUUUCUCAAACAACUCAAAACACAAAGAAUACACAUGCAACAUUUGUUUUUCCAGAUGAUCCCAUAACGUCGUUCUCAGCAUUGUGGGGACAUUGUAGUGACAAAGUCCAUUCCUUGCAGGCUUGGAUGUCAGUCAGGAUUGGGUGUUUUUUCUCCAGUGUUUCUUCCAUGCUACUCUAACUUAUGUGCUUUCUGUGUAUGACAGGAAGUCUUGUAUUUUCCUGAAGGUCUUUUCUCUUUGAAUAAACUCUACAGUAAAUCUUUAAA